Pleuronectes platessa (European plaice) is the source of this 2692-nucleotide messenger RNA. RefSeq lists its product as uncharacterized. The transcript has 3 exons. The record is from RefSeq and is a predicted model, not a curated record. Bases 490 to 954 code for a protein of 154 amino acids. NCBI's taxonomy places the organism in Eukaryota, Metazoa, Chordata, Actinopteri, Pleuronectiformes, Pleuronectidae.
GGCCACUGGUUAUACUGGUGUUCAUGUGAAGCUGUUCAUGUGAGCUGCUGCUUUAAAGUAACUGAGUAUAUUUACUCAACUAUAACAGAGAGUUACUUCAAGUAUUCAAGAGGGAAAUACUAUACCACAGUAAAUACUUGUUUAGUCUCUUUACUUUGACUGGUUUAGUUACUAGUUACUUUUAGCCCUGGCGCAUGUGACAGAUUCAUCAAAUAAAAACUUUUGAAUAAAUCUUACAUCAAAGAAACCAAACGUAAGUUGUUGUUUUGUUGGUUUUAUUAUCAGUGUCAUUCAGCUGAUUAAAGGAACAUGUUGACAGAUGUUAGAUGUUUGUGAAGAUGGUUUCUGGUCGGGCUGAGGGAGACAGUCUCACUUCCUGUUGAGCGUCAGUCAUCAGGUCGUCUGUUUACGACAUCACCUCGAGAAACAGGAAGUGCAGAGCACUUCUCUCCGAGGAAGACGAGGUCGGUUGAGACGGGUCUCGUGGUGAUGGUGGUGAUGGUGGUGCUGGUGGUGCUGGUGGUGGUGGUGAUGAUGAUGAUGGUCUGUGCUGAGGCUCUGCAGGUGAAGAAGGUGGAGCUGGGUCAGGACGUGACGUUGACCUGCUCUAGGAACGCUUCAUACUGGAGCAUGGAGAUCCACAGUCAGCUGAUCUGCUGCAUCGCUCACAUCUUGACGGCUUCUGAAGCUUCCUUCAGCUGCCCCAGCUUCAGGUCCAAGUUCUCUCUGCUCAGAACCUCUCUGACCAUCUCCAACGUCAGCGCUGACGACUGCAGACGCUACUUCUGCUCCAGGAAGAGCCAGGGCAGCCUCGUUCACAUCGACACCUUCCAACUGGUCUCAGGUGUUGUAUCCACGCCAGCCUCCAACAUGUCUGAAGCCCUGUGGACGACCUGUCCCGCGAUGUUCGCGUCUCUCAGCCUGAACAUCGUCUUCAUAGCUACCAUGAUAUGAGGAGAUCCCGUUUUACUCGUCCUCAGUUCUUCCACCUGCUGCUCCAGAGUGCGUUUACUACAAAGCUCAGCUUCCUGCUCCACACUGACUGUCUGUACCUGGUCUGUAGCUGUACUCGACUGGUCUGUACCUGGUCUGUACCUGGUCUGUACCUGGUCUGUAGCUGUACUCACCUGGUCUGUACCUGGUCUGUAGCUGUACUCGACUGGUCUGUACCUGGUCUGUAGCUGUACUCACCUGGUCUGUAGCUGGUCUGUAGCUGUACUCACCUGGUCUGCUCACCUGUCUUAUUUAUAUUAAAAGAUUUUCUAUUGAAGAGAUUUUCUGUUCCACUUUCUCAGUUGACAAUUUGUCAUUAAACCUUUAUUUUAUAUCUUGCUCCUGGUAAAGAAGAAAACAACUGGGGAUAAUCUAUGUAAAUGAUCAUUUAUAAUUUAAUAAAUUAUGUUUAAAACACAAAUGGGUAAAUAUUAGGGUUGAGCCGAAUACUGGGAUGAAGCGAGUAUCCGGUACAGAUAAUGAACUUUCACGAGCACGAGUACCACUCAGAGUAAAAAGUCAGUAUCCGUACUCGUGAUGAAUGAAAAAGUUCACUGCUGCUGCACACAACACAAUGUUGUCGUUGUCACAGCCGCUCUGUCCACAGGGAUACUAACGCACACACACCACAUUAUUAACGUUGUGUUUAACUUUGUGUAGAAAUAAAAAAUACAUCACCCCCCCCAAAAAAAUCUACGACAGGAAGUAAAAAAGGCCGGUGGUCAGUCAAACACACAAACAUCACACUGUACAAUGAGUAUGAAAUCCUGCUAUGACUUAAUACUUCUUAAUAUUGCAUGUGGUGUUCAUUGAGUCACUGAAGUUUAUUUACCGAAGUGUACAAACAACUUGUUCUGAAUGGUUGUCUUACUCUUGUCUGGUCAUAGAAGUUGUUGAAAUCAUGAAUAAAUUGAGAUAAAGUUGUUUGACUUGAAGUUCGAAGAAAUCUUAAAACAGGAAGUAGCAGGAGUGAGGUUGAGUAGAGUUUAAGGUGUGAAGAAGAAUGUGGCCUGUGGUUGAUAAAUCUGAAGUGACUCACUUGUUCUGUAAAAUACUUUCUGUUUGUCAAAGUGCUGAGUUUCCAUCUAAUGAUCCUCUCGACCUUUGUUUGAUUUAACUUGACAAACAAUCAUUCAAAAUCUGCACCAAAUAACAACCAGAUUUAAAGAGCAGGUUUUUGUUUAUUCUGUUUUAGUCACAUUAACAUAUAGUGAACAAAUAUUAGUGUCGACUGUGUAUAAAGGGACUUAGUUUUGUGAAUCCCAUCGUAUUAAGAUGAACCAGAAUUCACAUUAACUUCGUAAAUUCAGCUUCAACCUUUCAGUAAGAUUUCGUUAUUAAGUACGUUCACACCGAAGACUUUAUAUAUAAAGGUUCACAAACGUGAGAUGUUUCCAACUGUGGCUGUGAUCUUUUUAUCUACUUAGAUUGUGUGUCUCUGGAAUUGUGAGUUAAUAAAGUUCAGUGUUUCAGAAUUAGAAUUCUUUUAUUAGCCAAGUUUAUUGUCACAUACAGGAAGUUAACUAACCCAGUUUCCAUGAGAAGCCGGCACAAGAAAAACGUAUUUUCUAUUAUUAAUACAGGUCACUUUCAUUCUUUUUCACAAAUUACAUCAAAAAAUCAAUUAAUUUCUGUUUUACAUUUAAAUGACGUCAGUGAACUAUGUACAAAGUAAAUAAAAGAGAUUUAUUAAAACAGA